AUGCAGCCAGGACUAGUUGAGAGUAAAGAACGGACUUGGAGAUGCGGGGGGGGGGAUGAUUUGAGCACGUAUUUCUCACGAGCUCCAUGGUCCCAGGACGUAGCAUCCGCCCAAGUGGGCGCCCUUUGUAUUAUGAGUCGGCGGGGAAUCUUCACCAAAGGCCUCCAACCCACUUCCAGUUGCAAGUCUUCUAAUAUCCAGUCAGCCAAAGGGAACGAAGUAACCGCCACAACCAUGCAGAAGUGGAUUCUCACAGCCUCUCUUAUACUCCCUCUCGCCCUGUGUGUUAGCGGCGCUGCCGUCCCAAAUAAUGCCAACUGCAAAGCUGUUCAUAUAAUUGUUGCCAGAGGAACGAAUGAGGAACCAGGUGAAGGUCCUCAGGGGCCCAUCGCCGAUGCAAUUGAGAACAUGUUGGGAGGUACGGCAGACUCUGCCGCCCUGGAUUACCCUGCAUCCAUCUUCCCCACUUAUGCCAAAUCCGUUGCCACCGGCGUCACCAACAUGAAGAAGAUGAUCACUGAAUAUGCUACCCGUUGCCCACAGAGCAAACUUGUGUUGAUGGGAUUCUCACAGGGGGCCCAAGUUAUUGGCGACACUCUUUGUGGAACUGAUGAGGCUUUCUUCCCAUCCACCGAGCCAAUUGCACCCACUUUAGGGAAGAAAGUUGUUGCGGCUGUGUUGAUGGGAGAUCCUACCCAUGUUGUCGGUGCUCCAUACAACGUCGGAACUAGCGACCACAAUGGGUGGUUCCCCCGUCUCAACGAUAAGGAGUGCUCUGGAUAUGACAAUAUCCGACGUUCGUACUGCGAUGAUGGAGAUGUGUAUUGCGACGCUGGUACCGAUGGAAAGGUCCAUAGUAGUUAUUUUGCCAAAUACGGCGCUGACGCCGCUGCUUUUGUCGUCUCCAAGGUCAAGAGCUCUUGA
Microsporum canis CBS 113480 is the source of this 924-nucleotide messenger RNA. Its product is annotated as acetylxylan esterase. Gene Ontology annotation, molecular function: hydrolase activity. Lineage: Eukaryota; Fungi; Ascomycota; Eurotiomycetes; Onygenales; Arthrodermataceae. Bases 1 to 924 code for a protein of 307 amino acids. The transcript has 5 exons. The record is from RefSeq and is a predicted model, not a curated record.